Messenger RNA from Bombus terrestris (buff-tailed bumblebee), 2630 nucleotides. RefSeq names its product DNA-dependent metalloprotease dvc-1 (gene mh). The record is from RefSeq and is a predicted model, not a curated record. Gene Ontology annotation, molecular function: single-stranded DNA binding; metalloendopeptidase activity; polyubiquitin modification-dependent protein binding. Gene Ontology annotation, biological process: DNA repair. The transcript has 5 exons. Bases 516 to 2477 code for a protein of 653 amino acids. Gene Ontology annotation, cellular component: nucleus. Lineage: Eukaryota; Metazoa; Arthropoda; Insecta; Hymenoptera; Apidae.
AUACCAACGUAACAUACUUCAGUUACAUUAUAUGCUGUCUUUUAAAUCACAAAUAAAUUAUAUAGAUGUUGAUUACAAUUUCUGCACCAAUAAUUUAUCAUAUUAUAAUAUUGAGCUAAAAUUUAAACUUGUAUUAUCCCAAACCUAUUUCAAACAAUAGAAAUACGAUAUAUGGUAUUAAAAAUACGGUAUAUAUGCAUAUAUGAAAUGUGCACAGAACGUUGAUUUUGAUAUGUAUCAAUGUCAUUGUAAUCGGCAACCGUUUUGUAAAUAAGUAUUCAGAGAGAACCAGAAUUAUUCGCUUAUCUCUUGUGUUAAUGUAGAACGCUGCAAUAACAUUGUUUAUUAUAUUAAUAAAGUAAAAUGAGAAACUACUUAAUACUGCACGUAUACGUAACUAACGAAGGAUACUGUUGAUAUGAAUUAAGGUUAAUAAAUGAAAUUUUCCAGCUUGUGUAUGUGUAGCCAAAUAUUUUAAGUUAAUACUGUAUUGUCUUUAUUAACAUUUGUAAAUUAUGAUACAAUCACAAAAAUCUCGCGACCUUGAAUUGGCAUAUAAACUACAUCAACAAGAUAAUUGUUUUGGAUUAACAGAAAAUGCAGUCUUACCAAAAAAUAAAGAUAAGGAAGAUUAUAAACCAAGAACAUUAAUUGAUCAAACCUUGGAAUUAAUUGAUCCAACACCUAAUAUUCAUACAUUGUUUGUACAAUUUAAUGAGCGUUAUUUCUGGAAUGUUUUGCUUCCUGUGGAAGUUAAAUGGAGUCCUAAAAUGACAAGUUGUGCUGGUAUAUGUACUUUUCAUCCUCGAAAUCGACAAUGUAUAAUUUCACUUAGUGCACCAUUAUUAAAACUUAGACCAAGGAAAGAUCUAGUUGAGACCUUACUACAUGAAAUGAUUCAUGGGUACUUGUUCCUCACGAACAAUAAUCGUGACAGAGAUGGACAUGGUCCAGAGUUUUGUAAACAUAUGAAUAGAAUAAAUAAAGCAGCUGGUACAAAAAUAACUAUAUAUCACAAUUUUCAUGAUGAAGUUAGAUCAUAUCAACAACAUUGGUGGAGAUGUAAUGGUCCUUGUCAAAAGAAAGCUCCAUACUUUGGAACAGUACGCAGAGCUAUGAAUCGUGCUCCAGGUCCAACUGAUUUUUGGUGGAAAGAACAUCAACAAACUUGUGGUGGUCAAUUCAUUAAAAUUAAAGAACCAGAGAAUUUUAAAAUAAAAUCUUCAAAGAGUAAAGAGAAAACAAAGCCUUCUCCUAAAAAUUAUAAUCAACCAAGUACUAUGUUCAACUGGCUUAUGAAAACUACUUCACCUAUCACAGAAUCAAAAAUUGUAUCCAUUCCAAAAAGUAUCAAAUCAGUUGUAAAUAAUCAAAAUUCUUUAAAUGGAUUUAAAAGACUUGGAAAUAGUACAAGCAAUGUUCAUGGUUGGGGUACAGGAGGUCCAAACUGUUCAAGUAAUUCACAAAAAUAUGGUAGUCCUAGCAGUAUUACUAAAAUUUCUAGUACACCUAAAUUUUCAUCUUCUGGAGUUGUUGGUGGCUCUAAUAUAGGCCAAAGUAAUUUAUUGAACAAAUUAUAUAAUGUUAAUUAUAAUCAGGCUUUAAAUAAAAAUACUACACCAAGGAAAACAAUAAAUUCAUUAAUUAAUGCUGUAGAAAUGGAGAAACCAAUUGCUAAAAAUAGUAAAUUAUUAAAUGAAGUACAAACAAAACUUGUGAAAUGUCCAAUAUGCAAUAAUUUUGUGCCAAAUGAGAUGAAUAAACACAUAGAUUUUUGUUUAAGUUCAAGAAAUGAAAAAGUAGACAAAAGUAAAGAGCAAAUUACAAUAAAAAAUUCUAAUAAUGGUAAUUCUGCAAAUUUAGAAAUAAAAGCAAAUAAUUCGCCAUCUGCUAAAAAAAGAAAAAAUGAAUCAAGUACUUUUUCAAGCAAACAGCCAAAAUUAGAUCAGUUACAAAAUUCUAGAAAAGUAAAUUGUCCUAUUUGUAGUAAUAGUUUUAAUCUUAUAGAUAUAAAUGAGCAUAUUGAUAAGUGCCUUCUAGAAACAGAUGAUAAUUUAGUUAUUAAAUUAGAUGAUACAGACGAUGAUAAUACAAGCAUAAACGAAAGUAUAAUUUCUAUUAGUAGUGCGUCUAGUGAUGAUUCAUUCAGUUUCUCAGUUACCGAAAAUUCGAAAAAUACUAGUCAGAAUACAAAAGUUAAAAAAAACAAUGUAAUGAAUACUGUUUCACAUAAUUGUUUAGUAUGUAAUGAAUUCAUUCCUUUUGGAGUCUCGUUAAAUGAUCAUUUAGAAGAUUGUAUUGGGAAUGUUUUUAACGAUGACAUAUCUUCAUCAAUUCAUUGUAGUAACAGCGAAAUUUCGAAUGCAGUUCUUGAAGUAUCAAUUGAGCAGAAUAAAUAUCCUUGUCCUGUUUGUAUGAAAUUAAUAAUAGAAUCUCAAAUGAAUCAGCAUUUAGAUGUAUGUCUCACAAAUACGUGAAUACAAUAAAUCUAUAACAUUUCAGUAUGAUUUGCAUUAACUAAUAAGUGUAUGGAAAUAGAGUGAUGUGAAUGUCAUUUUAUAUGUAUCUAAAUCCUACAAUUUUGUAUACUCUAUCGUUUUGUAUUAUUUAAUAAACAUUUUUUUUAUAAA